AGCGAAGGAGGGAGCGGCGGCGGCAGCGACGGAGCCAGCGGCCGAGCCGAGGGCGGGCAGGAGGGGCAGGCAUGCGGAAGAGCGAGGGCGUGGCGGACGAGUCGGUGUCGUGCCUGCGGGAGGCGCUGGGGCAGCUGCGCGACAUCUGGGAGGAGAUCGGCAUCCCCGAGGAGCAGCGCCUCGAGCGCACCCAGGUCGUCCGCAACUACGUCAAGGAGCUGCUGGCCAAGAUGAUCGCUGAGGAGCAGAGCCUGAAGAGCCGCCUCCUGCGGAGCAUCCAGGUGUGGCGCGGCCAGCUGGCCACCCUCUGCCGGGAGCUGCACUUGCCGCCCUUCCAGGAGGACAGGGAGGCGAGUAUCCUGGAGCUGGAGAAGGUGCUGCGCACCCAAGUGGAGGCCUUGCUGAGGGAGCGGCAGGAGCGCAAGGAGGCCUUGCAGGCCCUGCGGGAGCAGGAGCUGGAGAUGUGCGACUUGCUCUCCAUCACACCCGCCAGCAUCUGUGCCAACACGGUGCCUACUCCGGAGGAGCUGGACUGCUUCCGUCACCACUUGGCAGCGCUGGGGGCAGAAAAGGAGCGCCGGCAAGCUGAGUUUGUGGGCACAAGGCAGAAGAUCGUCGUGUGCAUGCAGGAGCUGGAGCAUGUCCCUGACACCAGCUUUGAGCGGGAUGUGGUGUGCGAAGAGGAGGAUGCCUUCUGCCUCUCGGAAGACAACAUUGCUGCCUUGAAAGAGCUGCUGCAACAGCUGGAGAGCAGGAAAGCUCAGAAUGAGGCUUUGUGCGAAGAGCUGCGCUCCAAGAUCCUGGUGCUUUGGGAUCGGCUGCGGGUGCCUGCGGAAGAAAGGGAGUCCUUUGUCCCCUGCAUGGCAGGAUCAAGGAGCCAGACCCUCAAUGCCCUGCAGUUGGAACUGAAUCGCCUGGAAACGCUGAAGCUUCAGAACAUCAGGAACAUGGUGGAGGCCGUCCGGGUGGAGCUGGCGGAUUACUGGGACAAGUGUUUUUACGGCAAGGAGCAGAGGGAGUCCUUCAGUCCCUAUUAUCAGGACCAUUUUACUGAGGAGUUGCUGCAGCAACACGAGGAGGAGAUGGCACGAAUCAAGCGUUUCUUUGAGACCCACCAGGAACUUUUUGAAGCCGUCCGCAAGUGGGAGGGGAACUGGCACCUCUUCCAGGAGCUGGAGAGGAAGGCGACAGACCCAAGCCGCUUCACCAACCGAGGGGGCAACCUCUUGAAAGAGGAGAAGCUGCGGGCCAAGCUGCAGAAGGCCCUUCCCAAGCUGGAGGAGGAGCUGCGGGGCCGGCUGGAGCUGUGGGAGCAGGAGCACGGCCAGGCCUUCCUCGUGAACGGGCAGCACUUCAUGGAGCACGUGGCCGAGCAGUGGCAGCUGCACCACCUGGAGAAGGAGCGGGAGAAGCAGGAGCGGCAACUCAAAAAGUCCCGACAAAUUGAGGAGGAAAUGCUGUUUGGCAGCACCCCCUGCACGCCCAGCAAGCGUCGGGUCUUAGGCGCCGCCACCCCAGUGAAAGUGCGGAAGCUGAACGCCACGGCCUCCACCCCCAACAGCACCAUCCGCUCAGCCCUGGGGGGCUCCGUGUUCCACUCCCCAGCAUCCCGUCCAGGAAGCAAGCCUCCACAGUCUGUCCGGACUCCCUGCCGCACGGCUGCCAAAGCCUCCCGGCCAGCCCGCCUAGAGCACAACAAGGAGAACGUCUCCCAGAGGCUCAACGGAACUGCUCUGAGCGGUGGGUGCACCUCCACAGCCCCUGCCCAGCGCACUCACAGCAUUAAUUCUGUUGCCAGCACCUAUUCUGAGUUUGCGCACGGACUUUCCGAGGCUUCCAGGUCUGAGAGCAGGCCUCGUGUUCUGAACUCCACCAUUUCAGCUGCUCACAGCUGAAGGGGAAGGAAGAGGGGCCCCCCCCACAAGGAAGCAGCUCCCCCUCCAGCUCAGCUGCCCCCUCCCCAACCAAACUCGAAACCAGGCCUAGGCGCAGGGGCCGCUGCCGUUGUUUUAAUUCCAGGGCAAAGAUUUGGGUGUUUUAAAAAACGACAAUACAGUCCUCUUGGUUCCCCCGGCUGGGCUGCAGGGAGUUGGAGUCUCUCUCGCUGCGAGCCUGAGCAGCCUGCAGGGCCUUCCUUUGCUAUGGCUUAUCAUGGCCUGAUAUGCACUUUUGUGUUCACUACAGCCCCUCAUUAUUUAUUAGUAUGUCCCUUUAUUGGUAUGCCUUUUUUGUUUCCUCCCUCCCACAUCGCUUGCUAAAGCAACGGACCCUGCAUCCGCUGUAAAGAAGACUAAAGACUUUAUUAAUAAAAUGAAUUAUUAGACAGUGUUUUGUAGCUUCUCUCUGCAUAAAAUAAAGCAAGAAUGGCUCUAUUGCUGA
Heteronotia binoei (common prickly gecko) is the source of this 2379-nucleotide messenger RNA. RefSeq names its product protein regulator of cytokinesis 1 (gene PRC1). Gene Ontology annotation, cellular component: cytoplasm; mitotic spindle midzone; spindle. NCBI's taxonomy places the organism in Eukaryota, Metazoa, Chordata, Lepidosauria, Squamata, Gekkonidae. The record is from RefSeq and is a predicted model, not a curated record. Gene Ontology annotation, biological process: microtubule cytoskeleton organization; mitotic spindle midzone assembly. Gene Ontology annotation, molecular function: microtubule binding.